CAGCCGCCCACUCCUCCCCUUGCUCUCUCUCUUUCUCUCCCAACACUUCCUGGCUGGUGUCCCCUCCUCGCCUCAGGAUUCAGCCCCCCCCCCUCUGCCUCUUUCGCCAACCGGUCCACGAAAUACCAUGUCCUCCGAGUCCGCCCCCUUCAGCGCGGACUGCAUUUCCGCCACCCAUCUGGCCAAUGCCAAAUGGGCCACCGGCCGGCGUCUGCUCAGUGCCCUCAUCAGUGAAGGCCUCCUCAGCUGCUUCGCCCUGGCGCAAAGCGACCCCCGUGUGCCCGCCAACCCGGUAACCCUCUUCCCCGGCACCCCGGACGCCGGGCCCGCCCUGCCGGGCACCCUCCGCUGGCUGGCUCUGCCCCUGGCCCCGCGGCAGGUGCUGGAGCCCACCUUCGGCGCGCCGCACGAUGCCGAGCCCGCCCGCUGUGCCACCACCCCCCCGAUCGAGUAUUCCGACUCCCCCGGCACAUCGCCACCCCCCGGCUACACCCCCACCGCCCAUGGCCCGACCGCCUACCUGGCCGGGAUCUGCGCCGCCGCGGUCGAUGCCUCGACCGACGCGCUCCUGGUGGCGGUGGCCGCCGACAUCCUGGAUAGCACCUUCCCGGCCGGCUUCCCCGUGCGCUCCGUCGACCCGGACGACCUCCUGCCCAUCGGCGGUGCCUUCCACCGCGGCCAGCUCAUCACCUCCCCGGUGGACAUCUACCGCCUGGCGGCGCCGCACAUUCGCGCCGACGACGAUGCCACCAUCUUCCCGGACGACAUUCACCAGCUCAUCCUCAAUGAGCUGGAGUCCUCGGUCCGCAACCAGGCCAUGGCCCUGGCCUGGCGCGACGUCCAUGCCCUCGCCGCCCCGACCCCCGGCGACCCGCCCAUUGCCUGGGAGAAGGCCAUCAUCGAGGGCCACGCCACGCACCCAAUGCAUCGGACCCGCUUCGGCCUCGAUGACCAGCAGGCCAUCCAAUGGGCCGCCGAGCUCGGCGGACUGGUGGACAUCGCCUUCAUCGAAGUCCCCCACGAGGCGGUCGUCGAGUAUGGCAACUUUUCCCAAGUCUUCGCCGAGUGGCUCCCCCCGGCUUCGGACCCCGCCACCAAGAAGGUGGUCCCCAUCCAUCCCGGCCAGUGGCCCAACAUCGCGGCCCGCUUUGCCGAUGCCAUUCUCCUGGACCGGCCCCCGGCCCCGGAACACCGGGCCAUGGCGCAAACCUCCCUCCGCAGUGUGGCCCUCUCGGGCCCGGGGGCUCCGGCCUUCCACCUGAAGUUCGCCCUGGGCGUCCAGACAACCAGUGCCCUGCGCACGGUGUCCCCCUUCAGUGUCUUCAAUGGCAUUGUCUUUGCCGAGGUGGCCCUGCGCAUCGCCCCCGCCAGCCUCAUCGUCGUGCCGGAGAGCAUCAGCAUCGGCUCGGCCCACCCGGACCCCACGGUGGCCCGGCACAUGGCCUGCCUGGCCCGGCCCGACCCGCUGUCCCUCUGCCCGGCCGGCAGCAACACCAUCGUCUGUGCCUCCCUGGUGGAGCGCGGGCCGGAUGGCGUGCCGAAUGUCCUGCGGGCCUUCCACCUCACCGAUGCCCCGGCGGCCCGGCGCCUGGACUUCUUCCGCCAGUAUGUCCACCUCUUCCUGGACUCCUUCCUGCCGCCGCUGCGUGACCAUGGCUUCGGCUUCGAGGCCCACGGGCAAAAUACCAUGCUCCGGGUGCAGCGCACCGGCGACACCACCGAUGCCGAUGGGCAGCCUGCCUGGUGGCCGGCCGGCUUCGUGGUCCGCGACUUCGGCGGCGUCAAGGUCCACCUGGACACGGUCCGUGCCACCACCGGCAUUGACAUCCGCCUGAAGCCCGGCUCCAUGACCGAGGCCUUCACCCUGGAAGAGGCCUACAUCAAGUUCUUCCACACCGGCAUCCAGCAUCACAUCCACCGGCUCCUUCGUGCGCUGGACCUUCACCGGGCGGACGACGCUUGGCAGAUCGUCCGCGACCGCAUCAUCCACCACUUCCCCCAGAUCUCCCUGCCUGGCGGGCAAUCCACCGCCUCGCAGCAGCCGGCCAGCUCCUGCCUCGCCCAGGCCUGGUUCGCCCCUACCAUCCCCUUCAAGUGCCUCCUGCGCAUGCGCCAAGAGGACUAUGUGUCGGAUGACAUCCUUCGACAUGUUCCCAACCCCCUGGUGUGGAAGCUGUACACCCCGCUCGACAUCGAGCAAUCCCUGGCGCUCAACGGCGCGGCGCCCUCCCUGCCGCAUCUUUCUUCACACUGAGGCCGCCAACCGGACCGCGGCCUCUCUUUCUGUACGUGUGCGUGUGUGUGUGUG
Messenger RNA from Fonticula alba, 2308 nucleotides. RefSeq lists its product as hypothetical. Bases 128 to 2254 code for a protein of 708 amino acids. The record is from RefSeq and is a predicted model, not a curated record. The transcript is spliced from 4 exons. Lineage: Eukaryota; Rotosphaerida; Fonticulaceae. Gene Ontology annotation, biological process: siderophore biosynthetic process.